Messenger RNA from Capronia coronata CBS 617.96, 1554 nucleotides. RefSeq lists its product as uncharacterized. Gene Ontology annotation, molecular function: hydrolase activity, acting on carbon-nitrogen (but not peptide) bonds. The transcript is spliced from 4 exons. The coding region runs from base 1 to 1554 and encodes 517 amino acids. The record is from RefSeq and is a predicted model, not a curated record. Lineage: Eukaryota; Fungi; Ascomycota; Eurotiomycetes; Chaetothyriales; Herpotrichiellaceae.
AUGGUAUCCAACGGCACAAACGGCACAAACGGUACCAAUGGUCAUACCAAUGGUCAUACCGAUGGCUAUUCCGAUGGCUACAUUGUGGACCAGAAAGAUAUCAGCCCCGUCAAUGGUCUCCCCUUCUACAAGCCAAUUCCUGCAGACAUCACGAUCAACAACCACAAGGACGGCGACAAGGGCAAGAUCUUGUUCAAAAAUGUCAACAUCUUCGACUCAACCGGAGCCGACCUUUAUCCCGGAGACGUUUUGAUCGAAGGGGAACGUAUUAUGCAGGUCGGAAAAUUCGAAUUCACCCCUGACAAUGACACGCUGGUUAUCGACGGCAAGGGCACAAAAACCAUCAUGUCAGGUCUCGUGGAUGCACACACUCACCUUAGUUGGAACAAUUCUCCCACUCUGGAUGGUUUGACCAGUCUUCCAAUCGAAGAGCACGUUCUGCAUACGGCCAAUUCUGCAAAGACUUAUCUUGAUUGUGGAUACACGAUGUGCUUCGGUGCCGCUGCAGCACAGGUUCGACUUGAUCUCGUCGUCAAGAACGCCAUCAAAGAAGGCAUGAUCCCCGGGCCGCGCACUUUGUCCAACUGUCAAGAAAUCACCACCACCGGAGGGGCCAUUGUCCCCAGCAUCAGCAAGUUUGCAGACGGUGAAGACGCAAUGCGCAAGGUGGUCCGAGAGUUCAUCGCCUAUGGGGUCGACAACAUCAAACUGAGCAUGACGGGAGACUAUGUCCACCCAACCAUGGGCUCCACCGAGACUUACUUCACCCUCAGAGAAACCAAGGCAGCCGUGGAAGAAGCUCAUAAUCGCGGGAAGCGGAUAUGUGGCCACUGCCGCUCCAAAGAAUCAGUCAAGCUGGCCUGCCUCUCUGGAAUCGAUGUUAUCUACCAUGCAAGCUUUACCGACGAAGAGGGCUUAGACAUGCUGGAGAAGCUCAAGGAUCGAGUGUUUGUUGCUCCUGCGAUCAACUUCCCGUACACCUCAUGUACCGGUGAAGCGAUCCCAUACGGUCUAACCCCGGAGAUGGCUGCAAAGAAAGGGUUGAAGCACGAGGUCGACAUGGCUUGCAAGGCCAUGUCGGAGUUGCGAAAGCGUGGGGUGAGAGUGUUGCCGGGUGGUGACUACGGCUUUGCUUGGGCUCCUCAUGGUACCUAUGCUCGAGAUCUUGCGCACUUUGUCAAUUUGUUUGGCUACACACCCAAGGAGAGCUUGAUCGCCGCAACGGCUUGGGGAGGUGAGAUCAUGGGCCACCCCGAGGAACUUGGAAAGGUUCAACCAGGAUACUAUGCAGACCUCAUUCUGGUGGACGGGAAUCCACUGGAAGAUAUUGAGAUCUUCCAGGAUACGUCAAAGCUACAUGUCAUCACCCUCAACGGUCACAUACACAAGAAUGUCGCUGUGGCAGGCGCCGACGGUCAGAGCUUGACGGCAGAGGGCGCCCCGUCCAAGCGAACCAUUUACACCAAUCUUCCACUGGUACCCGAGAAGGAGCAGAGGGAGCUUUCUCAGACGGCAAUGAAAGAAGGGAUUGGUAUCGAUCCACGGGCAUUGUAA